AUCUAAACACUUACACUUUCCCCAUCAGCUUUAAACACUUACUCUCAAAGUGAGAAACUAUCAACCCACCACCUUUGCCGCCUAUUAUGGGGUUCAUCGCCUGGGCCCCAUCUCCUUCGCUGAUCCAUUCUUCCUCUCCCUCCUCUUCACCCUCAUCUACGCCGUCGUCGUCGUCUUCGUAUCUGCCGCCUUCCAAACUUCCGGUUGACUUCAGUCCACCGUUGAUCGCCAUAGUGGUGGUGGUCGCCGCAGCAUUUCUGAUCGUCAUGUAUUCGCGUCUGAUCUCAAAACGGCUUAUCCCUCUAAUUCACCGUUUUCUCAACUUCAUUCGCCUCCGCCGUCGGCGUCGGCGACGCUACUUACCAUCCACGACGACCGACCUCGACUCUCUCCCGUCCUCUGAUCCGUUCGAGCUCCCUCUUUCCCCUUACGGCCUAGAUGACUCUGCCAUCAAAACGCUACCGCUUUCUCUCUACACUUUAAAAACCAGACCCAACAACAGCCCCAAAGACUGCGCCGUGUGUUUGUUGGAGUUCGAAGACAACGAAUACGUCCGAACACUUCCCGUUUGCUCGCAUGCCUUCCACGUGGAUUGCAUUGACGUUUGGUUGAAAUCACACGCUAAUUGCCCGCUGUGUAGAGCUGGAAUUUUCGCCACCGAAUGUCCUUUCACUCCGUUAAUGGCGGCCAGAAUCCGUCCGAGCCUCGACGACGCCGUUUUCAUCAACAACACUCUGGAUUCCCUGACCGAAGCUCCUCUCCAAUCUUUCCCAAACAACACCAUAACGGAAAUAACCGAAGAGGCGUCACCAAGAAGAGCAAACGGAAGCAAUAGUUGCGAGGAAAGGUUUAAUUUUGUGUUGAAAAGGUCGUAUUCAUUUGGUUUCGAGAGGAGUUUAGCGGCGGAGAGGAUGAUGAUAACGGAGCCCACCACAGCUUCUCCUUGGAGGUACAGAAGAGGGACCGGAUUUUGGAGCAAAAGGGCAUCUCCGUUUGGAUCGUUAAUGAUGAAACCGAGGGUUUUCUCGUUUAGAUACUACAGAGGGAUGAAAGCUUCGCCCUUUUUCCGUCGGAGAGGAUUUUUUCCAUUGUCGGAAUCAAGCGUCAGAUUCUCCGGCGGCGGCGGCUCGUCGAGAAGAACCAAGUCGAUGGCGAGUCCGAUGUUUUUAAGAUCUACCGCUUCAAGCGUGGCGGCUUUCUCGUCGAGCCGGCUCCGUUGCGGCGACCCAGAAGCAUUGCUCUCACCGGAGAGGUUCAACAGAAGAUAAACAAA
Hibiscus syriacus is the source of this 1273-nucleotide messenger RNA. Its product is annotated as RING-H2 finger protein ATL65-like. The record is from RefSeq and is a predicted model, not a curated record. The coding region runs from base 87 to 1268 and encodes 393 amino acids. The transcript has a single exon. Gene Ontology annotation, molecular function: transferase activity. Gene Ontology annotation, biological process: protein ubiquitination. Lineage: Eukaryota; Viridiplantae; Streptophyta; Magnoliopsida; Malvales; Malvaceae.